This is a messenger RNA of Apaloderma vittatum (bar-tailed trogon), 1097 nucleotides long. Its product is annotated as mitogen-activated protein kinase kinase kinase kinase 3-like. The record is from RefSeq and is a predicted model, not a curated record. The transcript has 15 exons. NCBI's taxonomy places the organism in Eukaryota, Metazoa, Chordata, Aves, Trogoniformes, Trogonidae. The coding region runs from base 102 to 1097 and encodes 331 amino acids. Gene Ontology annotation, biological process: protein phosphorylation. Gene Ontology annotation, molecular function: ATP binding; MAP kinase kinase kinase kinase activity.
UUUUGUAGGCUCGAAAUGUCAACACGGGUGAGCUAGCAGCGAUUAAAGUAAUAAAACUAGAACCAGGAGAAGAUUUUGCUGUUGUGCAGCAGGAAAUCAUUAUGAUGAAAGACUGUAAACAUCCAAACAUUGUUGCCUAUUUUGGCAGCUAUCUCCGACGAGACAAGCUGUGGAUUUGCAUGGAGUUUUGUGGAGGUGGCUCUCUACAGGAUAUUUAUCAUGUGACUGGACCACUUUCAGAACAGCAGAUUGCGUAUGUUAGCAGAGAAACACUACAGGGGCUAUAUUAUCUUCACAGUAAAGGAAAAAUGCACAGAGAUAUAAAGGGAGCUAACAUUCUUUUAACGGAUAAUGGACAUGUAAAAUUAGCUGAUUUUGGAGUGUCUGCGCAGAUUACAGCUACAAUUGCCAAAAGGAAAUCGUUCAUUGGCACCCCAUAUUGGAUGGCGCCAGAAGUUGCUGCAGUAGAAAGAAAAGGUGGCUAUAACCAGCUCUGUGAUCUGUGGGCAGUUGGAAUAACUGCUAUAGAGCUUGCUGAACUUCAGCCUCCAAUGUUUGACCUACAUCCAAUGAGAGCACUUUUUCUAAUGACAAAAAGCAACUUCCAGCCUCCUAAAUUAAAGGAUAAAAUGAAAUGGUCCAAUAGUUUCCAUCAUUUUGUGAAAAUGGCACUUACAAAAAAUCCUAAAAAAAGACCUACAGCUGAAAAGCUCCUACAGCAUCCGUUUGUUACCCAGCCAUUAAACCGAAGUCUUGCUAUUGAGCUUUUGGAUAAAAUGAAUAAUCCUGAUCAUUCCACUUACCCUGAUUUUGAUGAUGAUGAUCCUGAGCCUCUUGUAGUGCCUCAUAGAAUUCAUUCGACAAGUAGAAAUGUGAGAGAAGAAAAGACCCGCUCUGAAAUAAACUUUGGCCAAGUAAAAUUUGAUCCACCCUUGAGGAAGGAGACAGAGCCACAUCAUGAAUUUCCUGACAGUAGCGAUUUUUUGGACAAUUCAGAAGAAAUAUACUACACUGCAAGAUCUAACCUGGUUAUUUUCAGUGUUGUCACAUACCUUGCUAGCCCUAGUAUCUGUGGGUUUAAGAUGAAUGUCUCCUAA